Molecule: messenger RNA, 1173 nt
Organism: Hipposideros armiger (great roundleaf bat)
Lineage: Eukaryota; Metazoa; Chordata; Mammalia; Chiroptera; Hipposideridae
Gene: UBTD1
Product: ubiquitin domain containing 1
Exons: 2
Molecular function (GO): protein binding
Source: RefSeq, a predicted model, not a curated record
AAUGACCACGAGCUGGCCCAGGCCAUCCUGGAUGGAGCCAGUAUCACCCUGCCUCAUGGCACCCUCUGUGAAUGCUAUGAUGAGCUGGGCAAUCGCUACCAGCUGCCCAUCUACUGCCUGUCACCCCCCGUGAACCUGCUGCUGGAGCACACUGAGGAGGAGAACCUGGAGCCCCCUGAGCCCACACCCAGCGUGCGCCGCGAGUUCCCGCUAAAGGUGCGCCUCUCCACAGGCAAGGACGUGAGGCUCAACGCCAGCCUGCCCGACACGGUGGGGCAGCUCAAGAGGCAGCUGCAUGCCCAGGAGGGCAUUGAGCCGUCCUGGCAGCGAUGGUUCUUCUCCGGGAAGCUGCUCACAGACCGUACGCGACUCCAGGAAACCAAGAUCCAGAAAGAUUUUGUCAUCCAGGUCAUCAUCAACCAGCCCCCGCCACCCCAGGACUGAUAAGCCCACGAACCCCUGGGAAGAGAGGCCAGGGGGGACCUCUGUAGGGCUGAGAGGCCUCCGGACUGGAGCAUCAGGCCCCCCGACCUUGCUGCUGCCUUCUUCAGGGGCGCCUCCCCGCUAGAUGGCUGCUGGAUGAGCUGUGAAGGGACCCUGCCUCCCAGGAACACCAUGGGCCACCAGUGCCCAGCACCCAGGAAGCAGUGCUGCCACACAGGCCUUGCCAACCUUGUCAGAGAAAAGACGAACUGGAGCCCUCCACCCUGCCUCUUUCCUGGGGCAGGUUCGAGCCAUGAGGGCUGGCCCGGAGGCCCCUGGAGCCCAGACUCAUCAUCUGGUACUGCCAGCUGUGCUCACUCCGGUUUUCUGCUCAGGGUCUGAAGCAGCUGCUGUCUCCCUCCCCUGCCCUCACCCCCUGACUCUGCCCUGGGUACAUUGCCAGUCCCUUAGAGAGGAGGGGAGGGCACCGCUCAUGAGCCCCAGAGGCAGGGAGCCUGAGGCCGGCCUCUGCCUCUCCCUGCCCCCAGCACAAUUGGCAGAGAUGAGGUAGGUGGCCAGACAGCUGGGCUGCUGUGUCAGGGGUCUGCACGGGGCCAUCUCCUGGCUGUAACCCAAGCAGUGGGGGUCUGCAGCCAGUUUCAUGGCCCCACAGCAGGUCCCUGUGUACAGACAUAUCUGCAUAUUUAUCAAUAAAGCCUUUUGCUCCUUCCUUCUCUUUUGUCUGGCUUU